GAAAGAACGAAGUAAGGGACAUUAUGUUUUAGAAAAUAAGGCACUCACUGAUAAAUGUCAGUAUGGAGAGACUGAAAAAAAAAGUAUGUAUAUCAACAACUGUAAUUUUGUGGUGUCUGUGAGGCAGUGAGUGUGAGGCAGUGAAUGAGAGCCUGUAAAUAUGAGACAGUAAGUGUGAGACAGUAAAUGUGAGACAGUAAGUGUGAGACAGUAAAUAUGAGACAGUAAGUGUGAGACAGUAAACGUGAGACAGUAAGUUUGAGACAGUAAAUAUGAGGCUGUAAAGGUGAGACAGUAAGUGUGAGGCUGAAUAUGAGGCAGUUAGUGUGAGACUGUAAGUGAGAGACAGUAAAUAUGAGGCAGUAAAUGUGAGACAGUAAAUAUGAAAGUAAAUAUGAGGCAGUAAAUGUGAGACAGUAAAUAUGAAAGUAAAUGUGAGACAGUAAAUAUGAAAGUAAAUAUGAGGCAGUAAAUGUGAGACAGUAAAUAUGAAAGUAAAUGUGAGGCAGUAAAUAUGAGACAGUGAAUAUGAAUGUAAAUGUGAGACAGUAAAUAUGAAAGUAAAUAUGAGGCAGUAAAUGUGAGACAGUAAAUAUGAAAGUAAAUGUGAGGCAGUAAAUAUGGAAGAAGAUGUGAGGCAGUAAAUAUGAGGCAGUGAAUGUGAGGCAGUAAAUAUGGAAGAAAAUGUGAGGCAGUAAAUAUGAGGCAGUGAAUGUGAGGCAGUGAAUAUCAGGCAGUAAGUGUGAGUGGCCGGUAUGAGCCAGGGGCGCUGAUGAGUCGCGCUUGUUACUGCACCUCCUUCUAAUAAACAAGCGAAGAAGAAACCAGGAAGUAGGACAGUUAUGUACUAGCGCACUACUAUACUUAAGAGUAUUCUAAACUAACCCGCUACGCAGCUAUUGCUACAUACUCCUUAGUACUCUAGGACUGUUUGGACUUAUUUAUUUAACCAGUUUCUUGCGCGAAACUUUUCCUGCCAGUUAUUAACUAAAGUUAUUGACUCACUGGUAAAUAAUAUGUACUUUUACUUACUUUCCAUGUAGCGUUAUAAAGAACUAAAAUGGGUCCUGCUAAAUACAGCAUUAUGGCUAAACAUGUCUUCACAAUGGGAAGAUUUGCAUGGAGAAGAUGUUCAUCCUGGACAGAUCCAUUAAUUCGGUUUAAAUCAAACCUGUGUCUUCACACACCACAGAUAUGUACUUAUAAAAAUAUCAAGUGUCUGCAGUGGUAUUUCCCCAGCAGGACUUUCUCAGGAACUGUCUGUAAACAGAAGAGUAAAAGCCACAACCCUGGUCAUGAUGAUGAUGAUGAUGAUGAUGAUGAUGGUCAUGAAUUACACAGUGGUGAAGAUGAGGAGGAUUUUAUUGAGGAUGAAGAAGUGGAGGAGCUUUUUCAGCAGCAGAGACCUGCAGGAAUUGGAGAAGAAGACCACCGGGUGUUCAUUGUUCAUCCUGAUGUGAAAUGGGGACAUAAAAAGCAAUACCUCACCACAGCCGAUCUGCAGAUGGCCGAGGCUGUUGGUCUGGUCAACACCUUACAGAACUGGACAGUCGUGGAUAAGAUCAUCCUCUCCACCAAAACACCGGACAAGAAACGAAUCUUCGGGAAAGGGAAUUUCCAGAUGCUCACAGAGAAAAUCGGAAGAACCGCCGGCGUUUCGGCCGUGUUUAUGAACGUCGAGCGUCUGUCGCCGGUAUCGGAGAGAGAGCUGCAGGAGGCCUGGGGGGUGAAGGUGUUCGACAGGUACUCACUGGUUCUGCAUAUUUUCCGCCGUAAUGCCAGAACCAAGGAGGCCAAACUGCAGAUCUCGCUGGCGGAGAUUCCACUGCUCAGGUCACGACUGAAAAACGAAGUUGCGAACUUGGAUCAGCAAGGUGGAGGUUCGAGGUACAUCAUGGGCUCGGGUGAAACCCUGUAUGAGGUGCAGCAGAGGCUGCUGAAGGAGCGAGAGCUGAAGAUUCGCGCCGCACUCGAGAGGCUGAGGAAGAAGAGACACAUGCUCCGAUCGCAGCGCAAACACAAAGACUUCCCCAUCGUCUCGGUCAUGGGCUACACCAACUGUGGUAAGACCACACUAAUCAAAGCCCUGACAGGUGACGUUGCUCUCCAGCCGAAAGAUCAGCUCUUUGCCACUCUGGACGUGACGGUACACGCCGGCCGGCUGCCCGGUCACAUGACCGCGCUGUACGUGGACACCAUCGGCUUCCUGUCUCAGCUGCCUCACCAACUUAUCGACUCGUUUUCAGCCACGCUGGAGGAUGUAGCACACUCUGAUCUCAUCGUUCACGUGAGGGACAUCAGUCAUCCAGAGACGGUGAAUCAAAAAGUCAACGUGCUUAACGUUUUGAAGAAUCUUCAGAUCCCAGAAAGGCUCGUGAACUCCAUCAUAGAGGUGCACAACAAGAUCGACCUCGUCGAAGGCUACGAGUCAGCCGAUCCCGAGGCCGUGCCGAUAUCGGCGCUCAACGAGCUGGGGCUGGACAAGUUGAAGCAGAGAGUGGAAGAAUCCGUCAUGAAGUCGACCGGGAAACAAACCGUGAUUCUGAAAGUGGACCUCAACAGCCCUCAGUUAGGCUGGCUGUAUAAGGAAGCCACCGUUCAGGAAGUGCACGACGGAGAUGACGACUGUACCGCCAACGUCAAGGUCGUGAUCAGCGCCGAGGCGUACGGACGCUACAGGAAGCUGUUCCAGGUCGCGUAGCGCCGCGCACCUGAGGCGUGUCUCUGUCCUCUUUCUGACGCUGGUUAUUCACUCUGAACAUAGCUGGGUAAAUAUUUAUUCAGGAAAGCAGUUCAGAUAUCACACAACAGUGUUAAAUGUAUUGUAUAAAAAAUAUAUAUAUUUUAAAGUGAAUAAAAACUGUACAGAAGUAACCAAGUCUCCGUUUCUGUCCCUGUCCCGUCUUAAAGUUUAAUAAGAAAUCUGUUUAAUAAAAGGUCCGACGGAUGUACCUCCAGUUCUCUGAUCCACGGGCGCGGUUCCAGGUGUGUUUAAAAAAAACAGUGGAGUGAAAAGAACAGUUCAGACGUCCAGCUUUAAGGGCCUCUGUGUUUUAUUCAGAGCAAUAAUAAUGGAGCACAGUGGAAUCGACCCUAUAAAAUCUCCUGCGAUGAUGUUGAGGCUCGUCGGGUCAGCUCCGGGUUUCUGAUCCUCCACCCAUCUCCUCACGCACUCCCACUGGUCCAUGGUUAAGGUCUGCAGGGAGAGGUGCGGGUUGGAGGCGAUGAAGCAUCGGUCUGCGGUUAAGUUCAGACCUGCGACAAAGAAGCCUUCUGUACAGACAACAAGCAGAGAAGACGGAAAUUUAGACGCUGAUUUAAUUCAACACUUCUUUUUUUUUUUUUUUUUUUUU
Messenger RNA from Ictalurus furcatus (blue catfish), 3353 nucleotides. It is a transcript of the gene gtpbp6, whose product is annotated as GTP binding protein 6 (putative). Gene Ontology annotation, cellular component: cytoplasm. The record is from RefSeq and is a predicted model, not a curated record. Lineage: Eukaryota; Metazoa; Chordata; Actinopteri; Siluriformes; Ictaluridae. Bases 1061 to 2701 code for a protein of 546 amino acids. Gene Ontology annotation, molecular function: GTP binding; ribosome binding. The transcript is spliced from 10 exons.